Xylaria bambusicola is the source of this 1172-nucleotide messenger RNA. RefSeq lists its product as uncharacterized. The transcript is spliced from 2 exons. The record is from RefSeq and is a predicted model, not a curated record. Bases 123 to 827 code for a protein of 234 amino acids. Lineage: Eukaryota; Fungi; Ascomycota; Sordariomycetes; Xylariales; Xylariaceae.
GGACGUCUGCGCAUCUGGAUGUUCAUUCAUCUCUGAAGCACAAAGACACCGAGCAGCAAGACAUCUCGAUAUAUCCUCACUGAAUUCUCGCGAGUUGAACCGUUCACGACAAUAUAUUCAAGAUGAUGAACCCGAAUCUCAUGCUCGUUGCGCUCGCCGCAUUGGCCAUCGGCCUCCCCCUAAACCAACUGCCCAAUUUUGUUGAGGGGGUUGUAGAGCGUGCCCUCGAGGCCGAUGUAAUCAACAAGCCAACUGUUACUGUUGGUGUUGGUUUUGGCUACGGGGCAGUUGAGACAGCGGCUGCAGAGGCUGCCAAGCGUGACGUUGGGGCUGCCGAUGUAAUCAACAAGCCAACUGUUACUGUUGGCGUUGGUUUUGGCUACGGGGCAGUUGAGACAGCGGCUGCAGAGGUUGCCAAGCGCGACAUCGAGGCUGACGCAGUCGACCCGCAGACUGUCACAGUUGGAGUUGGCUUUGCCUACGGGGCAGUUGAAUCGGAGGCUGCAGAGGCUGCCAAGCGCGACGUUGGAGCUGCCGAUGUAAUCAACAAGCCUACUAUUACCGUUGGUGUUGGUUUUGGCUACGGGGCAGUUGAGACAGCGGCUGCAGAGGUUGCCAAGCGCGACGUUGGAGCCGCCGAUGCAGUUGACCCACAGACUGUUACUGUUGGAGUUGGCUUUGCCUACGGAGCAGUUGAAUCGGAGGCUGCAGAGGCUGCCAAGCGCGACGUUGGAGCCGCCGAUGUAAUCAACAAGCCAACUAUUACUGUUGGUGUUGGUUUUGGCUACGGCGCGGUCGAAUCGGCAGCUGCAGAGCCUGUCGCCUAAAUCGCAAAAAACCCGAAGAACACAGUAAACGACAUAGUCGGUUUCUCACAACAAGUAGGGAACAAAUGAAUUGCCAGACCCCCCUCUAAGGUGCUUUUUCCUGGAUGCGGUUGCUGGUGUUAGUCCUAAGGUAUAAACGGUGUGGGGGCCACGGCGAUGUCUUGUUGCCAUCAGUGAAGCUUCGAUGGCAAUGGGUUUAUAUAUAGGGUGGUACUCGGUCGUUAGGCGAUUGUUUCAGGAGAGCUUCGGUUAGGAAUCGGCUAGUUACGCUGGGUAGUUCAAGUGUUAGAUAUACGAGGUAUACAAUGUUGUGCUAAGGUUCAUUUUGAAAAACUCACAACAGUA